This is a messenger RNA of Corapipo altera (White-ruffed manakin), 3576 nucleotides long. It is a transcript of the gene TGDS, whose product is annotated as TDP-glucose 4,6-dehydratase. Gene Ontology annotation, molecular function: dTDP-glucose 4,6-dehydratase activity. The record is from RefSeq and is a predicted model, not a curated record. Gene Ontology annotation, biological process: nucleotide-sugar metabolic process. The transcript has 13 exons. Bases 44 to 1192 code for a protein of 382 amino acids. NCBI's taxonomy places the organism in Eukaryota, Metazoa, Chordata, Aves, Passeriformes, Pipridae.
GGGGUGGGGGGGAAGAGGAGAACGGUGCCGUAAAGCGCGGACGAUGUCGGGGCGGGCGGGCGCCGCGGUGCCGCCGGCGUUCGAGAAGAGGGUCCUGGUGACGGGCGGUGCCGGCUUCAUUGCUUCACAUGUAGUGGUCUCUCUCGUGAAAAACUAUCCAAAUUAUCUGAUUAUAAAUUUAGAUAAGCUCGACUACUGUGCAAGCUUGAAGAAUCUUGAAACUGUCUCUGGGAAGGAAAACUACAAGUUUAUCCAGGGGGAUAUUUGUGUACCUGAUUUUAUAAAACACCUCUUUGAAACUGAGAAAAUAGAUAUAGUCCUUCAUUUUGCAGCCCAAACACAUGUAGAUCUUUCAUUUUGGCAUGCCCUGGAAUUCACCUACGUGAACGUUUAUGGCACUAAUGUGCUGGUUGCUGCUGCACAUGAAGCCAAUGUGGAGAAGUUUGUCUACGUUAGUACAGAUGAAGUAUAUGGAGGUAGCACUGAUGGGGAAUUCGAUGAAUCUUCACCAAAACGUCCAACAAAUCCCUAUGCCUCCUCUAAAGCAGCUGCAGAGUGUUUUGUUCAGUCUUAUUGGGAAAGGUACCAAUUUCCAGCUGUUAUCACACGAAGCAGUAAUGUUUAUGGACCACAUCAGUAUCCAGAAAAAGUUAUUCCAAAGUUUAUAUCUUUGUUGCAACAGAACAGAAAAUGCUGUAUACAUGGUUCUGGACUUCAAAGAAGGAAUUUCCUUUAUGCAACUGAUGUGGUAGAAGCAUUCCUUACUGUCCUGAAGGAGGGGAAGCCAGGUGAAAUUUAUAACAUUGGAACUAACUUUGAGAUGUCCAUUGCCCAGCUCGCUAAGGAGCUAAUCCAUUUAAUAAAGAAGACCAGUUCAGAAUCUGAAAUGGAGCACUGGAUGGAUUAUGUCAAAGACAGCAACAAUGAGUCUCUGCUUACUUUAGAUAUCACUCUCUCCAGAGUGAUUAGAAAUGACGUGUCUGCUGAUAGCAGGCCUACAAAUGACCUGAGAUAUCCAAUGAAUUCAGAAAAGAUGCACAACUUAGGAUGGAGACCUAAAGUGCCUUGGAAAGAAGGAAUAAAGAAAACAAUUGAAUGGUACAAAGAAAACUUUCACAACUGGAAAAACUCGGAGAAAGCUUUGGAACCUUUUCCUGUGACAGAGCCAUUUGCACAACUCAGUGGUCCGUAGGGUGGUGCAGAACCUGAAGGAGUUUUUUCUACCUCAUGCGAUCUUUCCUUCAAAGCCUGCAAUCAAGUGGCUGCGCCGGAGUCUGAAUGUUUUCAAGAUACGUGUGAUGAGUGCUACAGUGUGGCACAACUUUGGAACGGUUUCAACUUUUGGUGCAAUACUCUAUUCUCACUAGGUAUUGAUUUUAAAGACCUGCACAGAGUGAAGCAUAUUUAUAAUGCUGUAAAGUAGUGUAACUGAAGUAAAAUCUGCCUUAUUAACUAAGAAUAAUUAAUUGCAAUUAUAGCUUUGGGACUUUCAGUUAGAUUCGUUUUAGUUGUGAAAUCAUUCGUCUGUAUUAGUUCGUUUUUACAGUGUAAUAUAUUAUUUUUGUCACUUCAAAGAGUUAGGUUUUAUUUUUAAUCAAGAGGAGAAAUGUUAUAUUUUUUUGCGAGUCGAAAUGAGUUGAUAAAAGCUAGACAUGGCACCUGUAUUGUUCUGUCCAUUUCUCUUGGUGCAAUAUUAACUUCUGUAGAUGGCUGAUUAAACUGUUACCUACUGUAUAAUUUUAAAUGCCCCUUUUUAAGGAGAGCAAGGGGGAAAGGUGUCAAGAAGUAGCAGGUGUUCUUGCUGAGAUUUCCAGAAGCAUUUUCUUAAACUUGGUCCUCUUUUUACUGUAUUACUGUCUUUUACAUGUUAAUUUCCUUUUCUUAAAUGUAAUUGUAACAAACUUGAAAUACUGGAACACAGUUAACAUUCCAGUGAUAUUAUGUCCUGUGAUAUGAAGGCUGUUUAUAGAGAAAAUGUUUUUAAAUACUUCGUUUUCUGUGAAUUGUGGGUUGGCAGACCUUAUUCAAUGCAGUGUUUCACAAUUUUUUUUUCUGUAACAUUUUAAAGAUUAAACAAUAUUUGAAUUUUAAUGUAAAAUUUGGAAAAAAACUUCAAUUCUAGAAAUAUGUCAGUGAAUCUUUUUCUAAGUCGAUUCAGUAAUAAAAGUCAUGAUGUAACUGGUUUCUCUUAAUUAAGAAAAACAUACAGAAAAUGUGGAUGGUGGGGUUUUUUUAAAAAAAUAUUUCUUAGCUCCUUCUCUAUCCUGAAAAAAUUACCUUUUUUGGUGUUAAAAAAGUUUUCUUUGAGGUGGUGUGGAAGAUACAAAAGAGACCACUCUUCUUGGUUUUAUCGCUUGAGCUUCUGUACUUGGCACAGUCCCAGAUCCUUCUGUGGCCCCUGGGUAGAGCUGCAAGAAGCAUACGACUGGGAUGCUGUGGUGUUCUCAGCAGUUGUAGCGACUUCAAAAUUGUCUCAGAAAUUGGGAGGUAACUCUUAAAACACAAGUGCUCCCAACAUCAUCACACCUCUUGUGUGGUGCACGGUGCUUUUGAUAAAAUGCCACUUCUGUUUGGCAAGAGUCAUUCUAGAAAAAAGGCUGUUUCUAGGUGUACCAUAGUGCCAAGUAUGUGUUCUAAAGAUUAGGAGUGUGUUAUUGGAGGUGACAUUUCUAUGACAAACUGGGAUAAUAACGCUACGCUUGAACUGUGUGGCAGUUAUAUUUUUUGGAUUUCUGAUAUACUUGGUUUGGAAGUCAAAGCCUCCAUUUGGGAAGGAGGGAAGUUGCAGGGGUUAGUAUGUGUUGCUCUGUUAGCAUACUUGGUUUACCAGAUACGCUUCCAUGGAUAAAUCACUUAAAUUUCGUUGUCAAACACAUUGCUGGUGACAUUCAAAUAUUUUCUUAAUUUUUGUAUAUUUCUUCAGAUAUGGCUUACGUACAAUAUGCAUCCUUCCUUACAAUAUCCAUGUUCAUGUUUUGUGUUCUACAAAAACCAGUACCAGAAAUAGCUGACAUGCUGCAAAGAUCUGUUUUAGCUGUAUUUAGGGUUACCGUGGCAGCUGCUUUGGGUUAGAUGCACACAAGUCUGUAUAUUUCACAUCUGUUUAUACUGGAAUACUGGUUGUGGUGUGUUUUUAGGAGGAGAGAUUACAGAUUACUAAAAUCUUAUUAUAUAAAACCUACAUAAACCUUAAUUUGAAAUUAUUUUAAACAUUCAAAAUAGGUACAGUGUCUUUGGAACACUAAAAAUCAAUUAACUUAUGAUGGUGUUACCAGAAAUGCACAGAAGAAAGCAGUAGAGUGUGAUUGGUUUAUUGAUUAGAUCUGUUGAAAAUUGUUUUGAAUAUUUAGAUGCUGAAGAUGCAAGCUUUGAUAUUUAUGUCACUAUCCAAUCAAGUGAUAUUACCAGGAGUGGAUUUUUCAAAAGGAUCAAUUAAUUUUUAGUGGAAGCUGUUCUGGUUUAUUUAGGUUUUGAAGAUUUAAUCCUUCCAAGUGAUUGAGAUUUUUGGCUCAGUAUUCCUACUUUUAUUUAUAUACAUAUAAAUGUAUGUAUGCACAUUUUAAAUAUAUAUUUUUU